GUUAUAUCUAUCUUUCGUGAACCCCACUUCGGCCACUUCCUUUAAUUCAUUAUUUGUUUUAUUAAGAAGAUACUAUUUACGAUGAUGACAAGGUAGUUGAAAUGUCUCCAUAAUUUGUAUUAAAUUUCACGGUUCUAGCUCAUUAUUGUGGUUUAUAUAACAUAAUGGCAAGAAGAAAAGAAAGAAAAAUGUCAACGUUAGUAUCGUAGGUUAGCUUUGCUCUCUUAUGCAGUGAUCAAUUAUUCACAUAAAUGUUUUGUCAAAUAUUUAAGUGGACUUCAUGAAUUAAAUUAGUGAAGUGAGCAUUGCUCAAAGUUGUAUAUAUUAAGCCAUGAGCUUUCCUCAUGACUCAUAAUAUCUCAGUAAAACAAAAUAACAUACAAAUGGAUAGCAUUUGGAUUCUAUCACUUCUCUUCUUCAUCAUCUUUCUUCUUCUGGCCGCCUUCAAACGCAAAAAUCAUGGGAAACAUCGACGAAUACCAUCUCCUCCUGGUUUUCCAAUCAUCGGAAACUUACAUCAGCUCGGAGAAUUACAACAUCAGUCUCUAUGGAAGCUCUCAAAGAAGUAUGGCCCUGUGAUGCUUUUGAAGCUUGGAAAAGUCCCCACACUCAUACUUUCUUCAUCAGAAACAGCAAAACAAGCUCUAAGAGACUAUGAUCUCCAUUGUUGUAGCCGUCCUUCCUUAGCAGGAGGAAGAGAGCUCUCUUACAACAAUCUAGAUAUGUCUUCAUCUCCUUAUAAUGAAUAUUGGAAGGAACUAAGGAAGCUCUGCAGUCAAGAACUCUUUAGUGCUAAUAAAAUUCAAUCGAUUCAACCUAUUAAGGACGAGGAGGUCAAGAAAGUUAUCGAUUCAAUCGCGGAAUCAUCUUCUCUAAAGAAUCCGGUUAACUUGAGCAAGACGUUUCUUGCUUUAACUACAAGUGUAGUAUGCAAGGCAGCAUUUGGUGUGAGUUUUGAGGGAAGUGUGCUCAACAGUGAUAGAUUCAAUAAGUUAGUCCGAGAUACUUUCGAGAUGUUGGGAAGCUUCUCUGCCUCAGAUUUUAUUCCGUAUGUCGGAUGGAUCAUCGAUAAGUUCAAUGGUUUACAAGGGUGGAGAAAGAAAAGCUUUCGAGAUCUUGAUGCGUUCUAUGAACAAAUUUUUGAUCUGCAUAAGGAAGAGAAGGAAGUAGGAAGUGAAGAUUUAGUGGAUGUGCUCUUGAGGUUGGAGAAAGAAGAAAUUGUUGUUGGAAAUGGCAAGCUCACAAGAAAUCAUAUCAAAGCAAUUUUGAUGAACAUUCUUUUAGGAGGAAUCGAUACUUCUGCAAUAACAAUGACAUGGGCAAUGGCAGAACUUGCUAAAAACCCUAGAGUGAUGAAGAAAGUUCAAGCAGAAAUCAGAAACCAAAUCAAGAACAAAGAAAGAAUCAGCUUUGAUGACACUGAUAAGCUCGAGUACUUGAAAAUGGUGAUCAAAGAAACAUGGAGGUUACAUCCUCCAACACCUCUUCUCCUCCCAAGAGAUGUAAUCACUGAAUUUGAGAUCAAUGGCUACACGAUUCCUGCCAAAACACGGCUUCAUGUGAAUGUUUGGGCUAUCGGGCGUGAUCCUGAUACAUGGAAAGAUCCAGAAAUGUUUCUCCCCGAAAGGUUUAAUGAUAGUAACAUUGAUGCAAAAGGACAGAACUUUGAGUUGUUGUCGUUUGGGAGUGGUAGGAGAAUUUGUCCUGGACUGUACAUGGGAACAACAAUGGUGGAGUUUGGCCUAGCUAAUAUGUUGUAUCAUUUUGAUUGGAAGUUACCAGAAGGCAUGGUAGUCGAAGAUAUCGAUAUGGAAGAAGCUCCUGGACUUACUGUGAGCAAAAAAAGUGAGCUUGUACUUGUUCCAGUGAAGUAUUUAGACCAUUGAUUCACGUGAAUUAGUUCUUCAUCGAUUGUACUAUGAAUAAGAACGAAAUGAUAAUGAUAAUUUUCAAUGUAAUAUUUUUUUUCUGUUUUGUUUUUGCCUUUCAUACUUUUGUUUUGUUUAAUAAUGUAACUUACAUGAAGCCUCCUCCAUUAGCAGCAUACG
Arabidopsis thaliana (thale cress) is the source of this 2048-nucleotide messenger RNA. It is a transcript of the gene CYP71B26, whose product is annotated as cytochrome P450, family 71, subfamily B, polypeptide 26. The coding region runs from base 345 to 1886 and encodes 513 amino acids. Lineage: Eukaryota; Viridiplantae; Streptophyta; Magnoliopsida; Brassicales; Brassicaceae. The transcript is spliced from 3 exons. Gene Ontology annotation, cellular component: membrane. The record is from RefSeq and is marked reviewed. Gene Ontology annotation, molecular function: oxidoreductase activity, acting on paired donors, with incorporation or reduction of molecular oxygen; heme binding; monooxygenase activity.